AUGGCCUCUCAGAAUGUCGUUUUUGCUAUCGACGUGGAUUAUCGAUCCGAAGGGACCAAAAACACGAGUAAUACCUAUCAAGACCACCUCAAACAAUGGAUACUAAGAGUUCUGCUCAGUUUGGGACACAGAUAUGGUCUGGAAAAAGUUCGAUGGGGGUAUAAAUUCUUCAAUUCGAGAACUGUGAAAAGCGCAACACUUAUAACCAGGGGAUCUGAUUUCAAGGAGCUUCAGGAGAAGGUGUUCAGUGACUUUGAAGAAGAACUCCAUGUCAAGUUCACGACUGAAGGAAAAUCUCCUAGAAGUCAGGAAAAGUCUCAUAAACUGAAACCCAGCCCGGCUUGUUGUGUUCAAAAUGCAUUGAAAGAGAUUCUUCUGGACUUCCAGUGGGACAGACCUGAUUUAACAUCACCCACCAAAGUGACGCUGAGACCAAGAAGGUCGAGUAGAAGUGGCAGAAACAUCCCCUUGCAGGACUGUGACAUGCUAAGUGUUGACAAAAAUGUCCUUUUUGUCGUGUCUGAAUGUCCACGGUCCAAAGCAGAGCUGGAAGACUACUUGUCCAUGCGUAGAGAAGACAGUAGACAUCAUAAAGACAUAAAUGAGCAGAUGCUGCCCAAAGGUCUCAUAGAUAUGCUUAUGCAACGAAACGUUGUGCUUCACUGGGCUGAUUCAGGUGUUUUCAAGGCUGAUCAUGUGGCGAAGGACUACACUGGCAUAGAGACUCUGAUGGAACGUCUUGGGCUGGUUGGUGGACAGGUGGUGCCAAUGUUGUCUCCUUGUUUACCACUGAUGGACCAGCAUCCUAAAAUGAACUCUUUACUGGCUUUGGGAGUGGAUGCAUUUCCAAUAGAUUCCACAAAUAGCUACCUUCACUUGUCUAAAAGAAUGCAGCAACAAUUGUUUCCUCCACUAGGAGCAUCUUUUUCCUGGAUUGCAGAUGGCACCAAGCGUUCCUGUAACGUGACAUUGGAGCCAGUUUCAUACAGGCAGAGAUCUUUGCGUGCUCCUGUGGAUGUGCUUCUCGGUGUCCUGCAGAGUUUGGACAUUUUGUCCCUUUCACAUUCAGCCAUUGAGACCUGGAUACUGCAGUGUCCAGAUGCGGAACUGGGUCAGGAGGCUUUUCAGCAUUUAAAGCAGUUGUCCACUGGAGGACAUGCUAUGCUUGCAGAAGUAAGUGAAGGAGAUGUGGUGUGUUCAGCGGUGCUAUCGGUGCUGUCAUCCUGCACAGCUCAGAUCACUGUCCUUCAGCCUCUGCUUGCUCAGGAAGGCCAGCUUUUGCCCGCAGACCUUGUUUCCUUGGACACCACAGACAUUUCCGGUGACUUACCUGAUGUAGUCAGCAGUGUUCUCAGUGUCAUGUAUGACAUCAUGGAGGAGGAUGACUGCUCAGAUCACGAAAAGAUGCCUUUGGUUCCUGACUGGGCCAAUCAGGAGCUCAAACAGGAGUCUUCUUCAAGGAGUAUUGGAAUGGUGGAGGGAUGGUUUCCACUCUCUGACCAAUCAGGAAUUAGCUGCCACUUAAUGGAAUCAAUGAGGCUCCUGCAUGCGGCUCCUGAGGAAAAGGAGAAGGGAGAGGAGUACUCGGAUACUCAGCAGGAGAUCACCAGCAGUCUCUCAGAGUUCUAUCAGAGCAGCACAGCUGGGUCCAGUGGUAGUCUCAGGUCCAAAAAGCGGGGUACACAAUGCACGCCAGUAAGACAGAAGAUGAAGACCAUGAGUCGUUCUCUACAGAUGCUGAAUUUUGCCCGCUUGAAUGUGAAAGCUCAGAAGACUCAGGGGGACAGUGGCUCUGCUGGAUCUGGUAAAGGGACUGAAAAGGGAGGGAAAAAAUCAUCCGGGGAUCGAACCAAGCCUGGCCUCUUGCACUUCAGCAGUGAGGAAGAGCUGCUUUCCCACCUGGGACUCACUUACCAGAAAGCUGUGGAAAAUAGAACCAUGUCUGUUCCCUCUCAAGUCCAGGAUUUGCUUUCAGUUGUGAAAUCAUUCCUCAAAAGUAACGCGGAAGCUUCAUUACUGAAUUUAGUGCAGAAGCAUGUUCUGAAAUCCUGCCAGUCUAUUCGUCAGCAUUACGGAAAUUCUUCAGAUGAUGAAAGCAAAAUCAGAGAAUGCCAGCUGCAAGCAGUUCUCAGACUUGAGUUGUGCAAACAAACAGAACAAGAAGAUGAAGAGGUUGUGGAGCAAAGAGUGGAAGACGUGGCUGACAUGCUACGGAUUAUCUCUCGGAGUAAAGAUGCUGUUUACUUAUCCAGAUUCAUGCAAGAAGAAGUUCUGCCGUUGUACAUGAACAGCAUUCCUAAGGUCCUGGCAGAUGUGUACCACAGUUUAGGAACUCAGUUGCCUGAGGCACUUGUUGCUGUACUGCCUUCUGACUUCUUUAGUGAUGAGUCUUUGGCUAAGGACAGUGUUUCUGUGAGUCUCUCAUCUUUCUCUGCCACACAAAGCAACAUAUCCAGUGUUGGCGAUCAUUUGGAGGAACUCCGCAAUCGCUCUGCUAAGAAGAGAAGACAGAGCAUGAUCACACGCCAUAAAAGCAUGACUGAGGCUCCUCAGGCACUGCGACAGAUAGAAAUUCCAAGAAAGUCCACACGUCUGGCAAAGCCAAAACUCUGUGUUCCAAUAGAGAAAACUGCUGUGGAACAGCCACCACUACCUAAGCAACCAGUUCAAGAGGUAACUAAGGUAAGGAGAAAUCUUUUCAACCAAGUGACUGUAUCACCCUCAAAGAAAUCCAAAAUGCCACGUAGCCAGUCUGUCUCAGCAGUAGAGGGAAUCAAGAAACGCAAGCGUUCAGAUGUGGACAAUGAUGAUCGGCACACUCUAUUGACAAAGAAAGUAUCUGAGACUCCCCUGCAUAAGCAGGUUUCAAGUCGCUUACUGCACAGGCAAAGGACUGGCAGAAAGUCCGGAGAGUCUGAUGUGUGCAUUAUUGAGGAAUCUCCUAUCAAACCAGUUGCUGACUUGCGGAGAAGCCCAAGAAUUAAAAGCCUUACCAGGAGACAUUCAAGUGUGUUUUAUUCAAGCUCUCAACCUCGUUCUCGAAAUCUAGACCGUGUCGUCUCCUCCUCGCAACUCUCCCACUCUGAGGGUAAAGGUAAAUUCAGUGUUAGUUCUGUUAGGUCACCAGUUCGGCUUCUUUUUGGAGCCACCCAGUCCCCUGGUCGUCUGCGUCACACUACAGUGUCCUCUUUAGAAGAUCAAGCCAGUAAAGGGUUGCCACUUAGGUGUUUAUCUUUUGAGAAUCAAAAUAAAACUCCACAGAAGUUAAGGUCUGAUGCACUGGCAUCUGCAGUUGGCUGCAGAACCCCUCAGUCCCCAAGAACUCCAAACCGGACAGUUGGAGAUAAUGGUAUGGCUCUCCGAGGAAGCCCCUUUCAGUCCCCUGCUGCAAAGAGUAUAGUGGUAGAGACACCCAUGAAAAGCCCACUGAAGGGGAUACUCAAGACUCCGAUUAAAAAAAGCCUCUUGGAUUGUGUUUCUCCAAAUGGUGCUUGGCUGAGGAGCCCAGGUUGUAAAACACCAAAGAAGUGUGUGACAUGGUCUCCAUCGCCACGGAAACCUGUGCCAGAAAACCAGGUCAAUGUGCCAGAUUCUCCGGUGUUUGCAAAAAGACACUCACCAAGGCUGGUUACACCUGGCAAAAAUAGCAGCCCAGAGGAAAAAAUUGUUUUUAAAACGCCUGACAAGGUGCCCCAAAGGAAAUCUAAGACAUCUCCUGAAAUUAUUCUCAGGAGACUUGAAAUUCCUGUAAAUAUUGACCCUGAAACAUGUAAGUCUAUUACGAGGUCAGGAAAGAUAAGAACACUGAGCUUACCUUACAAAACAAGUAAAGGGUCAGAUGAGUUUUUACCUCAGUCUGAAUCCGGGUCCUUUCCUUUUUGCAAUUCUCCAUUGAAACCAAAUAUACAAAAAACAAUACAAAGCCCCAUCCCAACACACAGAAUGUGCACUCGCUCUGGUAACACACCCGUGAAAGAGUCUUGUUCACCCUCUAGCAACUCUCAGGGCAUAACAGGUACUAGCCCUUCACCUCGUAAAAGUCUGUCUUCGACUGUAGCAAAAUCAAGUCCAUCACCAUCCUUUGGUCCAUCUAGAUCGGGUGUCAGCAAUCAAAAUAAUUCAUCCAUCAGUAAUGUGGAAAAGCAUACAGAUGAUAAUGAAUUAAUUGUGCAAAACAAGGCCAACGAUGAAAAAGCAGAAGAGGCAUCAUCUUCUGACUCCCAGCAGUUUGAUUGCUCUGAAUUCAGCAUUACAACAGAUGAUGAAAGCAUUGACAUAUCAGAGGCCGCAGUGGUGAAGACCCAGCUUGUUGGAGGCAUCAAGAUGAAUAUUGCAUUCUCAAGGAAACCCUCUAAAUCAGACGUUUUUGAAUUUGAGGGCAAACAAACUACCUCGACUGGUACACCAUUAACUCGAAGUUACGGCUUCCGCCAAACUCCAGACCGCCGCCAGCGGGAAGCAGAAGCACGCCUAGGAUAUUCUUCAGGAAAACCGAAGAUCUCCACGCCAAGAACAAGGAGAACUCCUGCAUGUGGAAAGCAGUCUUCUCCUCAACCACUUACCUACGAAGUAGAGAUGGAAAUGCAGGCCUCAGGCCUCCCUAAACUAAAGUUAAGACGGACUGAUUCUUUUAAUGCAGGUGAUUUACCUAGUAGUGCAACCAAGGGCAUAACCUCGCAUCUUGUGCACCGUAACAAGACAAAUAUGAAGGCGCCACAAAUUGACAGCCCUCUUGUACAGUGUUCUAGACAUCCUGGCUGCAUUUCUCCAUCCCUCUGCAGUCGAGCAACCCCUGCCAAAGGUACACCUGGGAAAGGAGUGCAGACAUACAUAUGCCAGUCCAUCACUCCCACACACCAUCCCACAAGCAGUCAAUCCCCACUAGCAUCUCCUCUGACUCCAUCCCCUCAAAGCAGAGGAUGGCCAACGCCAGAAAACCUAAAUAGCUGGCCCCGCAAGAAAAGAGCUCGGAUCGAGACUUGCGGUAACAAAGAGCAGGUCAUCAAAGGUGUUCCUCUGCUAGAAAAGACUGGAGUUAUUGAGGACCCAGAGCUUGAAGGUAUUUUCCGAAUUCAAGGGGUGGAAGAACUCAAGGAGUCGCUGAGCACCCCUAUUAGUCAAAGAAAACUGGGUUUGAGAUCCAGCCAGGUGAUGGACCAUCAGGGAUCUCCUGAAGGAAUGGACUGGACUGAAACUAUGGCACAAAUGUGUGAUGCUAAAGACUCUACAAAGACUGAACAGUUUGCAUGGAUGGGCAGAAAAGUGGACACUCCGAAAGUAAAGAAACAAGUGUCUGCCAGUGGAAUCUUCGCUCUCACUCAGUCACCACUCUUAUACAAAAAAUCAGCUGUAAUCAAGGAAGCAACACAAUUUAGUGGAUCCAAGUCUGAGCUGGAAAUCUCUCCUCUUUGCCAGCCGAGAAGGCGAAGGACGCCUAGCAGGACAUACAGCCGAAAGAAACUUUUGGACUAGGUCUGUCUUUAAAAGUACUUUUGGUUUCCCUUUUGGAAAAUCCUAUUUUUAAACGACAGUUUUAUCUUCUGUUUGUUUUAGCUCAUCUUUAUUCUUAUUUGCUUGUAUAAUAAUGCAUCAACCAUCCUUGUAUAUUUUGUAUUUAGUGUAUUAUAGAGGUCUGCAGCGGUUAAUUACAGUUUAACAGAAGAUUGAACUGGUCUGACCUCGACAUUAAUUGUGAAAAUAAGGUGGAGACUUUUCCUUUUUUCAGUUUUAUGAAGUUGAGCUUUAAUUGCUUUCGUUUGUUCAGUUUGUUUGCGUUUUAUUUGUGCUGAUUUUUUUUAAAUGUGGCAUGGAUUUUAACGUUCGGCAGCUCACAGCAUCUAUCAUAAUGUGAAAUAAAUGUAAAUGUUAAACAGAUUAUUUUAAUAAAGACGUUGUUCUUAU
Danio rerio (zebrafish) is the source of this 5901-nucleotide messenger RNA. RefSeq names its product TopBP1-interacting, checkpoint, and replication regulator (gene ticrr). The record is from RefSeq and is marked provisional. Gene Ontology annotation, biological process: mitotic DNA replication checkpoint signaling; DNA replication; response to ionizing radiation. NCBI's taxonomy places the organism in Eukaryota, Metazoa, Chordata, Actinopteri, Cypriniformes, Danionidae. Gene Ontology annotation, cellular component: nucleus.